Laccaria bicolor S238N-H82 is the source of this 1311-nucleotide messenger RNA. RefSeq names its product actin regulatory protein. The transcript has 5 exons. The record is from RefSeq and is a predicted model, not a curated record. Gene Ontology annotation, molecular function: actin filament binding. NCBI's taxonomy places the organism in Eukaryota, Fungi, Basidiomycota, Agaricomycetes, Agaricales, Hydnangiaceae. Bases 17 to 1162 code for a protein of 381 amino acids.
CCCACUCUAUGAUCUAAUGGCUCAUUUAACGAAACCUGCUAUCUACGACAUCAAAGACUCUAACAUUGCUCUAUUGGGCUCAGAUCUCGAAAAACGCGUUCGAGAACACGCAGGAGACACAGAAAGCGCGUGGACAGACGCUGGAACGUCCCUUGGUCUGCAAAUAUGGCGCAUUGAGAAGUUCCACCUAGUCCCCUGGCCAGCGGAUAGAGCAGGCUCUUUCUAUGAUGGCGAUUCCUAUAUCGUGCUACACACCUACAAGAAAACACCCAAAGCAGAAUCAUUCUCGUACGAUCUUCACUUCUGGCUAGGGGAAAACACGACUCAGGAUGAAGCCGGUACCGCUGCCUACAAGACGGUGGAGCUUGACGACCAUCUUCACGGAAAGCCGGUUCAAUAUCGAGAGGUCCAGGGAUACGAAACUCCUCGAUUUAUAUCCUACUUUCCCAAACUGGUCAUCUUAAAGGGCGGAGUCGCCACAGGAUUCCACCAUGUAUCCGCCCCUCCCCCCUUGAAUAUCAAGAAACUCUACCAGAUAACGCACACCCGCGUUUCAGAGGGUCGCUCGCAUCUUGUCGUUCGCGAGGUGGCCGCUCAAGCGGCCAGCCUUGUAGAAGGCGAUACAUACGUUCUCGAUAAAGGAUCUCAUAUCUUGCAGUUCAACACCAAGUCAAGUGUUGGCCAGGAAAAAUUUAGAGCUGCAGAGUUCGUGCAAUCACUGGUUAGCCAGCGCCAGAGCCAAUGCGAGGUCACCGUUUAUGAUGAGGGAAGUUCAGGCGCGGGAUCGUUCCUCGCUGAAUUUGGUCUGGGAACCCAACUCCGCCCUGUGGAGAUCAAGCCCGUUGGGCCUAUCGCCUUGUUCCUUCUCUCAGAUGCGUCGGGCAAGAUUGUUUUUAAAAAGAUAGCACAUGCGAACCGUGCGUCGCUUUCGUCUGAUGAUGUUUUCUUGGUGGACUUGUCGAGCAACGCCUAUCCUGCUAUUUAUAUCUGGAUCGGGAAGAAAGCGUCUUUGAACGAGAAACGUCUUGCCCUCCACUAUGCGCAAGUCUAUCUUCAUGAUAAGGCGAAAGAGUCAUCGAACAUCGUCGUGCCAGUCUCUAUACCCGUAAUAAAGAUGGAGGAGGGAAGUGAAACGGAAACUUUUGCGCAGGCCUUUGCUUAAAGAUAUGGGGAUGACACACAAUUGAGAAGACCUGCAAAUUUGAAGGGACAAAACUAGGAAGGAAUACAUUGGGAAUAUCACACAAAGAUCUACUGUCCAGCUGUACAAAUACAUGUAGGAAAUAUACCGUCUCUUUCAUUGAUACUUAC